Belonocnema kinseyi is the source of this 3426-nucleotide messenger RNA. RefSeq names its product scm-like with four MBT domains protein 1. The record is from RefSeq and is a predicted model, not a curated record. Gene Ontology annotation, cellular component: nucleus. The transcript is spliced from 9 exons. The coding region runs from base 336 to 3104 and encodes 922 amino acids. NCBI's taxonomy places the organism in Eukaryota, Metazoa, Arthropoda, Insecta, Hymenoptera, Cynipidae. Gene Ontology annotation, biological process: regulation of DNA-templated transcription.
AGGGUUAGGUUUGUCAAAAUAUGGAAAUUUUUUGUUAUUAGUUUUUGAUUUCAAAACGAAUGGAUAGAGAAGAGAGAGAUUUGAUAACUGACAUGUUUUUAGAUUGGUAAUAUGGAAAUUUUCUCUGUGAAGGGAUCGUUUUGUUCGAGGAGAAAAGUGGCGAAAUAAUAUAUCUAUUUUUAAAAUAAAAUAGUAAUAAUUUUUCUGAAAAAGCGCAGUAAAUUCUUUCUCUUUCGGAUCUUUUGAAGGUGCCAGUUUUUUAUCCAGCGAAAGUUCUCGUUUUAAAGGUUGGAAUAUAUAGAAUUCUAUACGAUAUACAUGUUGUGAAAGAAACGAUGGAGCCGAGCGGGAAUGAAGCACAUGAAAAAAUUCCAGACGGAGAUUCAGUCUUCGUUUGGCAAGAUUAUCUCGAUGCGACAGAAAGCAACGAAGUCCCCCAAAUUUUAUUUCCCCAUGUGGAAUUAACUCUACAAAGUGGAAUCGAAAUAGGAAUGUCUUUGGAAGUCCCAACACGAAAAUUUGCCGAGGACGAGGAAAUUUCUUAUUGGGUUGCUUCCAUCGUCAUGGCUUGUGGUCCGCUUCUCAGAUUAAGAUAUUUUGGUGGAGACGACAGAUCCUUAGAAUUCUGGUGUAAUCUCACAAAAGAAGCAGCUCACGAACUUGGCUGGUGUGUUAGAAACAACAAAAAAUUAGAACCACCGGAAGAAAUUUUUAAGAGGUCGCCAGAUUGUCUUGAAAAACUUCCUGAUUUUUUAAUCCGGGCGAAGUCUGUUCCCCAGGAAAUGCUUUCAGGGGAGGGACUUAGCAUGGUGGACAGAAUAAAACAGGGGAUGAAAGUCGAACUCAGCGAUGUCCGGCAUCCUUACAAAUUAUGGGACGCGACUAUAAUCGAAAACGUAGGAGGUCGUCUCCUUCUUCGAUACGACACACCAGGUGCUUCGCCAAUGAAGGAUUUUUGGAUUUUUUGCACAUCGGAACGCAUUCAUCGUCACGGAUUUUCAACAACUUCCGACUCAAAGUGGUUUUUGGAACCUCCAAGUUCUAUAAUUGACGCUCAUGCUUAUGAAAAGUGGAAGGAAUUGACGGAAUCCGGUCCUAAAAAUUACGACACGAACACCAAUCACUUUGAUAAUGCGAAGGAACAUCCUCGUCAUAAAUUCGAAAUGGGAAUUAAACUCGAGACGAUUUCGCCAGCUGACAGAAUGACAAUGUGUCCAGCCUCGGUUUGCAAAGUUUUUGACGAUAUUUUUUUUCUCGUCAGGAUUGAUGUUUAUGAUGAGGAUGCCAGUUCUGAGGACAUGAAUGACUCCUUCGUUUACGACAGUCCCGAAAAAGAUACUUGGCUUUGUACAGCGGAACAUCCUUAUAUUUUUCCAGUCGGAUGGGCCGAGAAACACGACAUCAGACUAACACAUCCUCAAGGUUGGAUCUCGAAAUCUGUUGAUUUCAACUGGGAAGAAUAUCUCAAAGAAACGAAAUCAAUUGCCGCCGACGAUUCUCUCUUUCCGGCAAAAGAAAGUGCCCAGGAAGUUGGUUUCGAGAUUGGAAUGCGACUCGAGGCUGUCGAUCCCGAAAACGAAAACGUCAUUUGUGCAGCUCAUGUGACAAAAAUCGUGGACAAUCUGCUCUGGUUAAAAUUAGACAAUUACGAAGACUGUCGACCGGAACACGUGGUGUACAUAAACUCCUUGCAGAUCUUCCCCGUCGGCUGGUGCGAAUCGAAUCAUUAUCAGCUGAAACCCCCGAAAGAUUACAUUGAAGUUUGUAGGAAACUGCAGGUGCCGAUGACUGAAUCGAAGAAAAAUACACUGGUGGAUAUUUCGGUUUCCGAACCCCGUUCCUCGCUCUGGUGUCCCAAAAUUUAUUUCAAUUAUCGCUGUUUCACGGGACCGAUGAUUUCAAAAGGAAAACUGGCAACGCUUCCCAAAGCCGUUGGACCUGGUCCGGUUAUUUUAGUUAUGAGAGAAGUUUUGUCGAUGAUCGUUUCGGUUGGAUAUCGAAGCGCGAGAAUUUUAAAGGUUCUUCAGUGUGAUACAAAACCAGAACCUGGUUAUCAUCUCGAGGUUUUAAAAGCAAAGCACAAAAAUAAUACAUAUCGAGCCUCCGUCGCAGUCGUGACUUCAGGAGACAUGGUUGCAGAUUUUUGUCGCAAUGUCUGCCAAAAAAUAAUGGUCUGUCCAAAUCUCUUUGGGCCCUUGCGAGUUUUGGAUAAUGAAUGCCCGGAUCGUUGCCACAAAACUUCAAAAGCGAAAUUCACAUCGGUAGGAACAGGAAAACGGGGAAAACCAAAAGGCUACACAAGCAUAAUGGUCCAAAAACCGAAACCCUGGAGUAUAAAACGAAGAAAAAAGCGAGGCAGAUGGGCGAAUCGCGACAAGGACAAUCAUGAUUUAGGCGACCAGGAUGACCGAAUGCCAUAUCUAUCAAUGGAUCUUACAAAGCAUAUUUCUAAUAAUCUUGAAGAAAGUUUAGAAACCGGAACUCCUCUCUCUGAAAUAGACUGUCUGGUGAAAAAAGGGCCCCAUUCCGAAAAAUUUGACGAUUUCAAAACUGAAGUCCCUUCCAGUAAUGCAUCGGACGAUUCGAGAUCCUCGGACUUUAAUGAUCGAAAAAGUAAGGACAGCAAUCUUGAUAGUCCAGGAAGUAGCGGUAGCAAGUCCCGGUCGAAAUCUUGUAGUCAAAGUGGAUCAACGACAAGAGGAAUUAAAAGGGAAUUGGAAAGAGAAUUGGAAAGGGACAGGGAUUGUGAUACAAGUGUCGAGUCUGAUGGAUCAGACGAUGAUGCGGAAUAUGUUAGGAUGCAGAAAAAACAGAGGAGGCCGAAGACGAGGAAGCUGGAGUCUAAUCCCCUUUUCUGGAGUGUUGAUGACGUUUUUAGGUAUUUGAGGAAAACGAGUGACUGCAAGGAUAUUGCCUAUCAAGUCAGGCAAGAGGAGAUUGACGGUUUGGCUUUUUUGCUUCUGAAUCUUCCUUCACUAACUGAGCACAUGAAAUUGCGGAAAAGUGCUGCAAUGAAACUUUGCCGUCACGUAGAACAGGUGAAGGUGACGUUUUUUCUCCGCCACAUCAACGAAGUCGAACCGGAAGAGUAUCAAAUUUUGUAAAUUUUGUUAUUUUUCGUUCCCUUAUUUCCACAAUAGUACAAUAGUAUUUAAAGUAAUUCAAAUAGUCAAAUUAAAAUUGAUCAAUUGAAAUUUCAAUCCUGCAUUUCCAAGGAUUCGAGACAUAAUAGUUACCUUCGAGACAUUAUACAAAUAUGUAUUAUAUUUUAAUUUUGAAAGAACCUGAACGAAUAAUCGAUUUCCAAGAUAUUUAAGACGUUCUUGCUUCUUGAUAAUCGUGUAAAAAUAGGUAGCUAAUUAUUCUGGUCGAUUUGUAAUUUGAAGAAAAUUACCUGAAAUGAAACAAUGUGAUUUGCGAAUGCAA